ACUCUCAUAGUCAAAAACCCUAAAAUUCUCAUCCUUCUUCGUUGCAAUACGAAUCGAUCGAUUUCUUUUCUCUACAGCAAAAAUGGCUAACCCUAAGGUUUACUUCGACAUGUCCAUCGGAGGACAACCAGCCGGAAGAGUCGUCUUCGAGCUCUUCGCCGACACGGUUCCCCGCACCGCCGAGAAUUUCCGGGCCCUCUGCACCGGUGAGAAAGGCGUCGGUCGCGGCGGCAAGCCUCUCCACUACAAGGGAUCAUCCUUCCACCGUGUGAUCCCUAACUUCAUGUGUCAGGGAGGUGACUUCACCGCUGGAAACGGCACCGGAGGUGAGUCGAUCUACGGCUCCAAGUUUGCCGAUGAGAACUUUAUCAAGAAGCACACCGGUCCUGGGAUCCUUUCAAUGGCGAAUGCAGGACCUGGGACGAACGGAUCUCAGUUCUUCAUCUGCACCUCGAAGACGGAGUGGCUCGACGGAAAGCACGUGGUGUUCGGCCAAGUUGUUGAAGGAAUGGACGUCGUUAAGGCGGUCGAGAAGGUUGGAUCUAGCUCCGGCAAGACCUCCAAGCCUGUUGUGAUCGCCGAUUGCGGUCAACUCUCUUAGAACUAUUGCGUUGAUCAGAAGCUCAGUCUCUUUCCCGUGGUGGUGUCUCCCUCUUUCUCUCUGAUUCUCUCUCUGAAAAGUUGAUGUAUGGUACUAAGCGGUGUCGUUUUGGUGUUUUCAAAUGAUAAUCUCUUUUCUGAGUCGUGUAAGGGUUUCGUGGUGAUGUUACUCUCUGCGUAGAGUUGAACCCGUUUCCCAUUCGUCAUUUAACUAGUGUCUUUGUGAUGAUGAUAAACAUAAAACUGAUUGAGCUACCUUCAAUAAAAUUAGGAUUUACAUCAUAA
This is a messenger RNA of Arachis duranensis, 885 nucleotides long. RefSeq names its product peptidyl-prolyl cis-trans isomerase. Lineage: Eukaryota; Viridiplantae; Streptophyta; Magnoliopsida; Fabales; Fabaceae. Gene Ontology annotation, molecular function: peptidyl-prolyl cis-trans isomerase activity. Gene Ontology annotation, cellular component: cytosol; plasma membrane. The transcript has a single exon. Bases 83 to 601 code for a protein of 172 amino acids. The record is from RefSeq and is a predicted model, not a curated record. Gene Ontology annotation, biological process: protein peptidyl-prolyl isomerization; protein folding.